This is a messenger RNA of Fusarium redolens, 960 nucleotides long. RefSeq lists its product as uncharacterized. The transcript has 2 exons. The record is from RefSeq and is a predicted model, not a curated record. Lineage: Eukaryota; Fungi; Ascomycota; Sordariomycetes; Hypocreales; Nectriaceae. The coding region runs from base 1 to 960 and encodes 319 amino acids.
AUGCGAGCUACUCAGACCCUCAUUGCCCUUAGUGGCGUUCUCGGCCUCGCUCAAGCAGGCCCUUGCAAGCCUCAACCUCCAUCUUCCAUCGUCUCCAGCACUGUUGUCAUCAAGAGUGCUACCAGCACUGGAUCUGUCCCUCAGCCCACCACCACUGCCGGCGAAACCAGCACUGUUGAGACUACCUCUGUUCAGCUCAGCACCAACGAGAUCACUUCUACCGAGACCGAAGUCCCCACCACUACCGCCGCCAUUGAGACCAGCGCUACAUCCGCCACCACUGAUGUCCCCGUUCCUACUCCUUGCGCCAUCGAGCCCGGAUGCCAGGCCGCCGGUUUCAACGUCGACUACUACAAGAACGUCUUCGAGCGCGGCUACGGAAACGACGAGAUGUCCGUUCCUCCCUCAUAUUACAUCACCGAUGACCUCACCCCCCUCGACUCCUCCGUCACAAGCGAGACAUACUUCGCCCAAGAUUACAUGCAGGAUCUUGCUGGAUACCCUCAGAUCUUCCCUGAUUCCGCUUACGCCGGAAAGGCUUGGUACGUCGGCUACCAUCGCACUCUCGCCGGUGGUAUCAAGGUUGACGCCAACAACUUCACACUGGUUUACACCGGUUACUACAAGGCUCCUGAGACUGGAACCUACGAGCUCUGCGUUACUGCUGAUAACGCCAACACUCUUUACUUCGGCCAGGGGAACGCCUUUGAGUGCGGAACUGGCGAGACUGAUCCUAACGCUCCUGCUCUUGUCCUCACUGCUACUGGAUAUCACUUCAACAACCCUACUCAGUGCGGUCAUGUUGAUCUUAUCGCUGGACGUCACUACCCUGUUCGCAAUGUCAUGGGUAACAAGAAUGCUGUUUCCGCGUUUGAGUUUUCUGUUAAGACUCCUAGUGGUGAUAAGACUCAUGACUUUUCGGGCCAGGCUUUCCCUGUUGCUUGCGGAGUGAAGAACUAA